Molecule: messenger RNA, 879 nt
Organism: Elephantulus edwardii (Cape elephant shrew)
Lineage: Eukaryota; Metazoa; Chordata; Mammalia; Macroscelidea; Macroscelididae
Gene: NKAPD1
Product: chromosome unknown open reading frame, human C11orf57
Exons: 5
Coding region: 1-879 (292 amino acids)
Source: RefSeq, a predicted model, not a curated record
AUGUCCCGGAUUCCACUGGGUAAAGUCCUCCUGAGGAACGUCAUUCGACACACAGAUGCCCACAACAAGAUUCAGGAAGAAUCAGAUAUGUGGAAAAUAAGAGAACUAGAAAAACAGAUGGAAGAUGCUUACCGGGGAACCAAAAGGAAAAUGUUGCCUGGUAAUUCAAGUCGGAUGCGUAGUGAUGGUUUUGAUGAAGAAAGUCAGAGGGACUACUGGAGGCCAAGGCAUGACAUUUCUGGCACACUGGAAGAUGAUUUUCUUAAAGCUAAAUCGUGGAACAAGAAAUUAUAUGAUUAUGAAGCAAACAUGCCAGACAGAUGGGGUCACAGUGGUUAUAAAGAAUUAUAUCCUGAAGAAUUUGAGACAGACAGUAGUGAUCAACAAGAUGUUGUCAAUGGGAAAAAAGCAUCUCCCCAGGAAAAAUCAACCACCCAUGAAUCCCGCAAACACAAGAAGUCAAAGAAGUCUCACAAAAAAAAGCAGAAAAAAAAGUCACACAAAAAGAAGAAAAGCAAAAAGGAAGCUGCAGAUGAAACAGCAGGUUCCUCAAGUGAGAUCUCAGACGAAGCGGAGGCUUCCAGCACCAGGAAAAGGAAGCAGCCACAGAAGCGCAAGAAAAAGUCCAGGAAAAAGUCUCUCAAAAAGCCUGCUUUGUUUCUAGAGUCAGAAAGUGACACUUCACAGUCAGAUGACUCAGCAUCCAGCAGUUCUGAGGACAGUCAAGAAAGAGAUACAAAGAAAACCAAAAGGAAAAAGAAAGAGAAGAAAGUUCCUAUCCCUGUAGCUAACAGUGAAGUCCAGGAAAGGACAAACAAACGCACAAAUUGGAAAGUGGCUACAGAUGAGAGGUCUGCCGAGAGUUCAGAGGACGACUGA